Molecule: messenger RNA, 1686 nt
Organism: Aspergillus thermomutatus
Lineage: Eukaryota; Fungi; Ascomycota; Eurotiomycetes; Eurotiales; Aspergillaceae
Product: H3 histone acetyltransferase RTT109
Exons: 1
Coding region: 1-1686 (561 amino acids)
Biological process (GO): DNA damage response
Cellular component (GO): nucleus
Molecular function (GO): histone H3K56 acetyltransferase activity
Source: RefSeq, a predicted model, not a curated record
AUGUCGAAAGUUGAUGUCGACCUGGGAGAUUCCUUGGCCAAGGUGCUCCCCACCGGGGUGAAGGUGACGAUCCGCCAUGUCUCGUCAGCCCCAAGCCCGUGUGUGGCUCUCUUUGCAGCUCCACCAGGCGAAGAACCCGAGUCAACUUUCUGUGAGAACCAUUUCCUCGCAGUCUCCAUCAGUCCCGACGAAAAUGAGGAGUCGGAAGUGAUCGUCUUUGGGAUCGAAGUGCUGGUCUACGGCACCGCGCAUCUGACAACAAUUUUCGUCUCCAAGGCCGAUUCAACUGGCUACCUGCAUCUGCUGAAGAAUGCGCCCAAGGUCUCACUUCUCAGACUUAUCUCAAAUGCGUUCCUAUCGUUUCUUGUGCAGACCCGCCAACGGCCAGGAGUCCGGUUGAUGGUGUCGUUGUUUGCGCGAGCCCAGAAUCAGUACUUGUUUCCCGGAAGCAUCGAGAACCCUGGAAAGCAUGUCUUAGAUGAUCGUGGGUUGAUCAAAUGGUGGUGUCGUGUGAUCGACCCUAUCUUACGAGAAUAUGAGCCUGAGACAGGUUCUCAUGAAAAGGCACUGCUCGAUCAAACUAAGGAGUCAGCGAAGAGUUCAGCAACGGCGUUUCUGAUCGUUCCAGGAUGCGACAAGUUCGAGACUCGAGGCUUCUUCCCAAGCACGGCGAAGUCUGAUGACAAGGAUCGACCGAGAUGGUUGAAUAGCUACCCUCUCCAUCAGCUCUGUGAUAAUCCCAACGCUCCGCCCCGGUGUCUCGUUCCUCGCUUCCCAGAUGACCCAAAGACGCGCUUUCUGAUCGACUUGGACGAUGAAUUACAUGGGUCGACAGGAGCUGAAGGCGUUAAGGAGAAUUCUGGUCAUUGGCGAAGCGUGAAGUCUCUUGCACAGUUUUGGGAGAUGAUGUCCUUUCGACAGGAAUGUUCGGCCGGCCGAUUAGUCGGGUUCUUGUGGCUUGUCAUUAAUCCGCCCGGUCUUGUCAAUUCUGUUCAGAUGACGAGCUCUCGUGUUGCUUCGCGGGAGGUCGAAAAGACUGUCUCUAAAUCCGAGAUAACCCGCGAUGCAUCGCUAUCCGAACAAGAAGGUGAAGUAGCGUCUGCGUCUGCUACAUCGCAACCUCACGAUGCACCAGUCACAGGAGACUCCAGAGAGAAUCUUUCAGGUCCCCUUCCCACAAGUGAUCUCCAGACAUCAUCAGUGACCCAACCCAGUGACUCGUCUUCCGACACCCUUGCCAAAGUGCAGCAAGCUACUGGCCCCAGUGCGUUCUUCUGGCCAGACACUGGCCGAGGACACGCUGUCCUGAGUGAAGAAGACUACAAGGCGGCAAUCAAUUUUCUUAUCGAUCAAGACUUUGACACCAAAGAUCAAGCUAUCGCCAGCACUAAGGCAUGGAGCGAGAAAGUCGCCUGGCUCGCUGAUCGGCUUUGGGUCGGUCAACGGGUCGAGGGAAGAAAUGCUACGACGGAUUUCGGUCAGAAACCCACAGACGCUACGACUCUCAUAACCACGGCCUUGGUUCGAAAGCGCAAAAAGGCUGAUGCGGAGAGCGACAAGCCAGGCGAGGUAGAAGGUGCUCCAGGGGAUUCUGAAGAAGUUAAACCAACUUCCGUCCAGUCGAAUCAGGCAUCAGGCGUAAAUGUGCUCAAUGCCAGCCUGAUUCGAAAGAAGAAGAAGACAUAG